UGAAAAAGUCACGGUUAUCAAUCGCUGGUCCAUCGCUAACGAGUAUAAAAACAAUUGACUUUCAAGAAAUUGCAUUUUGAAUUUCCAUUUCCUGUUAACUACAAUGGAUAAACUAACGACAAUUAGUGCCACGCUUUUUAUGGCGGCCGAUGUGUUUGCGAUUGUCAGCCUGGCGCUGCCGGAUUGGAUCAUCACGGAAUCAGGGACGGGUGAUAUUCGACUGGGCCUGAUGUGGACCUGCAUGACGCUGUAUAAUCGACCCCAGGUGUGCUACACUCCCGACUUGCAGCCGGAAUGGCUAAUCGCCCUCAUCUGCAUCUUCGUGGGCUGCAUCUGCGUGACCACCACCGUGAUCCUGCUGGCCUCGUCCUCCUGCAACCGGAAUGUGAUCCCCUAUGCCCGCUGGGUGGGAUUCACGGCCAUGGUGCUCUUCUGCAUGGCGGCCGUCGUCUUCCCGCUGGGAUUCCAUGUCGAGGAGAUCGGCGGCCAGGCCUACCAGCUGCCCAACACCUUCAAGAUCGGCAUAUCCUACAUCAUGUUCGUCCUGGCCCUCUGGAUCACCGUGGUGUCCGAGCUAUUUGCCGGCAAGGUCUGCCUGCCGCACUUCUAGAGACGCGAGGACGGCCUCACCGGAUUCCUGAUUUCAUUUGCAGUUUGCUCUGUGAUUUGUUAUACCUUUUGUUUUUCCCUGAUUUUUCUCGCUUUUAAUUUUAUAGAUUGACUUAAUGUUGUUUUAA
Messenger RNA from Drosophila suzukii, 737 nucleotides. RefSeq lists its product as uncharacterized. Gene Ontology annotation, biological process: negative regulation of smoothened signaling pathway. The record is from RefSeq and is a predicted model, not a curated record. Lineage: Eukaryota; Metazoa; Arthropoda; Insecta; Diptera; Drosophilidae. Gene Ontology annotation, cellular component: Golgi apparatus; ciliary membrane.